CUAAAACAGGUGGAAUCAAAUCCGGAAGUGAGAUGCUCGUCCCAAAGAUGGUGUCUUCUUCAGCGUAAUGCCAGAUAACACAACAACACUAUGAGUGAUAAACACAUGAUGCCACAGCGACAAUAUGAAAUGUCUGGUAUUUGAAUGUCUGACUACUGCUAAUAAUUAAUACAUUGCCUCUAAAGGCGAACAGGAUGGAUAUCAGCAGAGCCGACGGAGGCUCCUACACGGAUAAUCUCAUUGGGACUUUACUUGCUAUUUUUGGAAAUGUGCUUGUCAGCAUCUCCUUAAGUAUUCAGAAAUACAGCCAUGUGACGUUGGCAGGAACCAAGGACCUGCGUGCCUUUUACCGCACCAAAACUUGGUGGUGCGGUUUAGUACUGACAUCUCUUGGGGAGGCAGCCAACUUUGUGUCUUAUGCCUUCGCCCCCCUUGUUCUCGUAGCACCUCUUAUCGCUGUGUCCAUCCUUACUAGCUCAAUUCUGGGCCUUAUUUUUCUGCGCGAAAAGUCGAAGCCAAAUGACUUUGCAAAGCGCUAUGGGCUGUCCUUCCUGGGCUGUCUCCUCACCAUAGGAGGAACAUACCUCUUUGUAGCAUUUGGACCAAACUCUCAUGAAAAACUCAAAGCAGAGAACAUUGUGAAGCACCUUGUAGGAUGGCCUGUUCUCUUGUAUCUGCUUCUGCAGAUCAUCACGUUCUGCCUGCUUUUAUACUUCUACAAACAGCGUGGUGCUAACUACCUCGUUAUUAUUCUGAUGCUGGUCGCUCUAUUGGGCUCGGUCACAGUCAUCACAGUGAAGGCGGUGUCCGGCAUGUUGGUUCUCAGCAUCGAGGGCACCAUGCAGCUCGACUACCCGAUCUUCAGCGUCAUGUUUGUGUGCAUGGUGGCUUCAGUGGUCUUCCAGGCCAGAUUUCUCUCCCAAGCUUGUAAGCUGUAUGACUCCUCUCUGAUUGCCAGUGUCAACUACAUCCUCUCCACCGUUUUGGCUGUGGUAGCUGGCGCUGUGUUUUACUUGGAGUUUAAUAAUGAAGACGUCCUUCACAUCUGCAUGUUUUUGUUGGGAUCUGCAUUCUGUUUCCUUGGAGUCUUUCUCAUCACCAAAACCAGGAAAAGGACAAAGUCAUUUGAGCCAUAUGUCACUAUGGAUGUGGUUAAUGGUGUCCCAACUAUUCACGACAAAGGCAUGGUUGUUCAGCCGGACUCCAAUGGCUCUUUCUCCUAUGGAGCUCUGGUCAACAACGAUGGAGUGGCUCCUGCUGCUCUACCACUCAAUCUGGAACAACCACCAGUCGGCUCCAGGUCCACUGACGCGUCUCGUGGCCGGUCUGACCUAAAGAAAGAUUAAAACUCUCCUCCAUAAACAACAUUCAAGGAUCUUGAAAGUCUGGUGUUCUGUUUUUAACACGUGUACACAAGACCAACCUCCAGCCCACUGUGUUUCACUCUGCUAUACACUCCUCUCCACGUGCUUUGCUUUCUGAAAUCUCUAAACCAAAACGUGACCAUGAGAAGCGUUCCUUUUUUCUUUUCUUUUUUGAGAAGAUGUCAGCUGUAUUCAUUCCAAAGAUGAACAGAAGAAACCUGAAGCUGCUGGAUGUUGUAGUGGAUUGACAGCAGAGAUGAUGUUGUGCCUUGGAGCUUACUGCCUUCACUCAGACGUAAAGACUCACUUCCAUGAACGUUAAGCAAUUGUUCGCUCAUUAAUGGGACCAUAAAGGGAUCUGUUCUUCCAUUGAGGAUUGUGAAAUUACUCCUCAAAGUUAUAUAAUAUAGCUACAGACUUGCCAAUGAACAUUUUGACUUUAAAUAUCUGCCUCUAAUUCUCUCAUAUAAGCGGUUUUCACUCCGCAAUUUUGUUUCUUGUUCUUGGAAUUUCAUUGUAUUACUACUUUUCUUGAUGUGACCAAACAAUUAGUUCAAAUGUUGUAAUUUAUUGUAAUGUAUUUAUUAAGUUAGAUUUUAGUGUGCCUUAAAAAUUAGUUGUGCAUUGGAUACAUUACUGUGUGGCGGUACAUGACCCAGGUAGGGAGUCAGUGAGUGAAGCAUCACUAGCAGUUCAGUUAUAAGAAAUGCAACAGAUCUGACUGUUUAUUUGAAGAAAUAAUCUGAACUCUUUGAAAAGAAGACUGAAAUAGAAGGAAAGUGAAUCAAACUUGUGUCUUUAAAUAACUGAUAAACUGUCAAACUAUUUACAUGUGCACUGAAAGUUUAAACAGGUAAUCUACUGGAGAAAGAAUAUGUCUAAAUUUGGUUGCCCCUUUAACCUGAUGCCUUGUCUGGUGACAAACGCAUCAAGAAAUUAAACUGAAAGUAUGUCGUUAAUGUUGCAAACUGACCAAGUUGUUGUGGUACAAUGUUUUUCAAAUGUCACCUUCAAAAUGUUACAAUCUUAAAGAUAAUCCAUCAAUAUGUGAAUAAGCAUUUUACAAUUACAUUUGAUUAAAUACUCCAGAAUGAAUGAAUGAAUGAAUGGGAUUGGAUACACUCCACCUCUACAUAUGUGGCAAUGCAUCUCUACAGUAUUAAUAAAGCGGAGAGCCUUUCCACAGUAUUCAGUGCAUAGUUAUUUAAUAUCGCCGGUUGUUUGUGUGUAUAACCUCAUUACAUCACUGUGUAAACCAACUGAAGUCUUGUUAUUAAAACUGCCAUCUGCAAAAGUC
Molecule: messenger RNA, 2661 nt
Organism: Cottoperca gobio
Lineage: Eukaryota; Metazoa; Chordata; Actinopteri; Perciformes; Bovichtidae
Gene: nipal3
Product: NIPA like domain containing 3
Exons: 11
Coding region: 195-1346 (383 amino acids)
Biological process (GO): magnesium ion transport
Cellular component (GO): membrane
Molecular function (GO): magnesium ion transmembrane transporter activity
Source: RefSeq, a predicted model, not a curated record